Molecule: messenger RNA, 1870 nt
Organism: Phyllostomus hastatus (greater spear-nosed bat)
Lineage: Eukaryota; Metazoa; Chordata; Mammalia; Chiroptera; Phyllostomidae
Gene: IBA57
Product: iron-sulfur cluster assembly factor IBA57
Exons: 3
Coding region: 12-1082 (356 amino acids)
Cellular component (GO): mitochondrial matrix
Molecular function (GO): protein binding
Source: RefSeq, a predicted model, not a curated record
UAGUGCCCAAAAUGGCGGCUGCGGCGCUGUUCCGGGGCGCGGCGCUGGGGUGUAGCAGCCCUGCCUGGCGGCUGCGCACAGUCUCAAGGCACCGCCUGGCCCACAGCUUAGGCGGUCACGGAAGCGACACGGCUAGCGGCGCGGCCUGGACCUGCUUUCCGUUGGGCGAGCGCGCCCUGUUACGCGUGCGUGGGCCGGACUCGGCUCCCUUCCUUCUCGGGCUGCUGACCAAUGACCUGCCGCUUCCGGGUACUGAGGCCCCUGCGGCCUUCUCCCUGGCGCGUGCGGGCUACGCCCACUUCCUAAGCGUCCAGGGACGAACGCUGUAUGACGUCAUUCUCUACGGGCUCCUGGAGCAGGCUGACCAAGCGCCCACUUUCCUCUUGGAGUGUGACAGUUCGGUGGUGAGUGCGCUCCAGGAGCACCUGGUGCUGCACAAGAUUCGGCGGAAGGUUGCAGUGGAGCCAUACCCUGAGUUGCGUGUUUGGGCGGUGCUGCCCUGCACCCCCGAGGUGGAGGCCAGUGGGGCCAUGCUGCUGCCCAAGCCCCAGGGUGCCACCAUCCUCACCCGUGAUCCCCGCACUGUCCGCAUGGGCUGGCGGCUCCUCACCCAGGAUGAGGGCCCUGCCCUGCUGCCCAGGGCCCGUCUAGGGGAUGUCUGGGAUUAUCACCGACACCGGUAUCAGCAAGGUGUUCCAGAGGGGGUCCAUGACCUGCCCCCAGGAGUGGCCCUGCCCUUGGAGUCCAACCUGGCCUUCAUGAAUGGCGUCAGCUUCACCAAAGGCUGCUACAUUGGCCAGGAGCUGACAGCCCGCACCCACCACAUGGGCAUCAUCCGCAAGCGCCUCUUCCCGGUGCAGCUUGUGGGCCCUCUCCCCUCAGGCGUUAUCACCCCAGGCACCGUGGUGCUCACUGAGUCUGGACAGGCCGCCGGCAAGUACAGGGCAGGCCAGGGGGAUGUGGGGCUGGCCCUGCUGCACUUGGACAAGGUCAAGGGCCUUCUCCACGUCAGAACUGCAGGUGGGGGCCAGGUGGCCCUGACUGCCUCUGCGCCGGACUGGUGGCCCACAGCUGCUAAGUAGCCCAGAUGUCCCUGCGCUCCCACAGAGUGCCUCUGUCCCUUUGCACCCCUGCAGGUGGGCCUGGGAAGGUCUCUGAGCAUAAGUGGGGCUCCUAGGCAGCUGCAGGUGUGGCAGCUGUGCUGCUGUGCCAGGCCACUCCAACCCACCAUGCUCCUUACAGAGGACCCAGCCUCUGCUGGUGGCUCUGAUUUGGGGGCAGCAGGAGUGACCCCUGCAGCUGCCUUUGCUGAGCCAAGCCCCAUCUUCCAGCAGGCCUCAGACGAGGCUUCAAACCAUGUCUGUCUGGAGGCCAUUUGUCUGUCAGCCAAGGACAGGAGUGAGGACUUGCCUUGUGGGCCUUCCCCUGUCUCCGGACUGCUCAGUCUUCUCCAGGGCUGGCCUGGCACUGAGGCAUUGCAGCACCGGGAUGGCAAGGGGCAGAUGGCUCUGGGAAUUGCCUCCCAUGUGGGCUUAGGGCUUGUGUCAGGGCAGGAAUCAUGUGGCAGGUGCCGUGGUGGUGUCUGCAGAUGGUGGCACGUGCUGUCCACAAGCCCUACAAACAGUUCUCCAAGUGCACCUCUGCACUAAGUGGCCUGGGCAGGCCCUCCUCCUCCUAGAGCCUGCGUGCCAAGAGGAGCUUCCGCUUGGUGGAUUGCUGCUGUUUUCUGAUGUGGCCCUGCCUUCGUGGUAAGAGGAUCCUUGUUUCCUCCUUUAAACCACUGAAGUCCAUCCUCCCACUGCAGUGUGAACAUAGCUAUGGGUGACCGACAGAUGCUCCAGAGUGAAAAUUAAAGUUUGACCCAUGAGAG